AUGGCCACUGAUGAGAAAUCCUUGAUUAUAAGCAAAGAACGCAAUAAACUGAUUAAAAUUAUUCAAAAUGACCCAGAUGGUGUCUUGGAUGAUUCACUUGCCCACUCCAUCAUCACAGAUGAGGACUAUGACAAUAUGAACAGAAUAUCGGAUACAGAGGCCAAAAUUAGAAAAUUGUUAAUUCAAAUACAGAGCAAGGGGGAAUUGGCCUGUCAGCAAUUUCUGAACUGUUUAGAAAUCAUGUUUCCCGGCACAAAUCAGGAUUUGCAACAUUCUCAAUGGGGAUUAAAUCAGGAACCUCAGACUCUGCAAUCCCCAGAGCAGGGGGAGAAAGGUGGUUUUAAUCCACAGCUGGAAUUAGACAGUCAACAAACCAGAGAGCCGGAGGAGACACACCUUUUGAAAG
Molecule: messenger RNA, 406 nt
Organism: Chrysemys picta bellii (western painted turtle)
Lineage: Eukaryota; Metazoa; Chordata; Testudines; Emydidae
Source: RefSeq, a predicted model, not a curated record